AUGUCCCAGGUCAUACAGAACCACGUGCUGCGUGUUGGACAGACUGUGUGUGUUCCCUCUCCGGAGGAAAGCAAGAACCUGCACCCGGCGGGGUACCCGGGGUGCUCCACCCUGCCGGGCAAGUACGUCUACUACUCCACAGAGUCCUGGGCUGACCCCCCCUCCGUGGUGCACCCCAAGGCUCACCUGCUCCCCGGAGGGAGGCUGUAUGGAGCCCACCCUGUGCUGGAGCAUGUGGCUGCUCACACACAAGGGAAGGGGCAGCAGGACUCCUCCUUGGAGAGAGCCCCUGCUCCAUGUCAGCCGAAGCAGGAGGAGAACACCAGCAUGGAUCCUGAGGCUCAGCCAGUGUCUCCCUCCCUGGACAUAUCCAUAGAGGCUCUCAACCGGCUGAUCCUAGAAAUCGAUCCGACCUUCCAGCCCCUGAAGGAUCCAGCCCAACCUGCUGUUUGGGGUGACACUGUGGCCACCAAGGAACAGGAGCCAGAGGCAAUAGACAUCAAGUACAUAGAGCUGACACCAGGCAGAGCCACGGGGCCUGAGCUGCCACAGGGCUCCCCCAGCCCUUCGGGCACCCCAUUCUCCAGGUCCCCCCAGACCGACGGCUUCCUGACCCAAAAAGGGGCACUCGGGGGCAAAUACAGCACUGGUGACAGCGUGGUUUUCUCCAGCCCACCCGGACCCUCAAGCUCCCAGUCAGCCACCCUGAGCUGCAGCAAAGCAUCCGAGAGCAUCACAGUGCCCCAGCAGUGCACAGCCGGACACACGGACACCGCCUCCCUCGGCACCUCCCCGGGCAUUGACAACCUGCUGAAGCCUGUGCAUGUGGUGAGGGCUCAGCAGCGGGGCAGUUGGGUGUCCCAGCUCUCCACGAGCCCUGGCUCCGACACCAGUUACAUCCUGGGAAGCAGCACCCACUCGCUCCACAACGAGGACUCGGAUGCUCCCACCGCUGCCUGCCCGUCCCCCUCCAGCUCCCUGGGCAGCCCCUGCUCCCCUUCCCCUGGCAUCGUGUCUCACUCCAGAGAAACUUUUGGCCAGAGGCUCCCCCAGCCCAGGGCAGGCAGCUCCUCCAGCACCAGCUCCUCCUCGGCCCAGAAGGGCCAGGCCAGCAGCUGCCCCCCCUCCAUCCUCCCCUCCUCAGCUGACAUCCCGGUGCUGUUGGUGAACGGGUGCCUGGAACAAGGAGAUGGAUCCCCCAGGGCGGCCAAAGCCCCCCCCAGCUCUGCCAUGCAGGCCCCCCCUCCUGGCUGCAACCCUGCCCCGAGGCUCGGGGGCCUCAACAACGCCCUGUCAGCUCCUGCACUCUCCUGCGUCCCAGACAGUCCCCUCAGGGCUGGGCAGCCCACCAUGAAGUUCGUGAUGGACACAUCAAAGUACUGGUUCAAGCCGAGCAUCAGCAGGGACCGAGCAAUCCAGCUGCUGAGGAACAAGAAGCCAGGCACGUUCCUGGUGCGGGACAGCACGUCAUUCCGGGGCUCCUUUGGACUGGCCAUGAGGGUUCCCGGCUCUCCGUCCGGCAGCCAGACAGGUGACGACAGCAGUGACCUCGUCCGGCACUUCCUCAUCGAGUCCUCCACCAAAGGGGUGCACCUGAAAGGUGCCAGCGAGGACCUGUAUUUUGGGAGCCUCUCUGCCUUCGUCUACCAGCACGCCAUCACCCAGCUGGCACUGCCCUGCAGGCUCCGCAUCCCCACCCAAGAUCUCGCUGGCGGAGAAGACAGCCCAGACUGUGCUCCUGAAUCCAUGCUGGCCCUGGCAAACAAAACUGCAGUGUGCAACGUCCUGUACCUCAGCUCAGUGAACGUGGAGACGCUGACGGGAGCCCCGGCCAUCCUGAAAGGCAUCUCCUGCACCCUGGAGCUGGAGACGCUGCCCACGCCCACCCUGGUGCACUUCAGGGUGACAGAGCAGGGCGUCACCCUGACCGACAUCCAGAGGAAGGUGUUUUUCAGGAGACACUACCCCUUGGCUGCCAUCAGGUUCUGCGGGAUGGACCCUGAGAACAGAAAGUGGCAGAAGUACUGCAAGUCCUCCAGAAUCUUUGGGUUUGUGGCCAAAAGCCAGGCAGACUCGGGGAACCUCUGUCACCUGUUUGCAGAGUACGACACGGUGCAACCAGCAUCGCUCAUCAUCGACCUGCUCCGUCAGCUCCUGCCCGGCCCGUAGGGAUGGCACCUUGGGAUGCCCAGGGCUGGCAGCUGCCCACACACUGCCGAGCUUCUCCUGCUCCUCUGCUCCUGCUUCUGAGUUGCAUUUUGGCAACAGCUUGUAUUUAUACUCGUUUUGUUAUGUACCAUCAUGUCAGAAGUCUCAGUUUGAGAUUUUCAGCUCUGGUGGGAUGAGAUGCCCACGGGGAGCUGUGCUGGUCUGGGACAGAGCGGUGGGAUGGGAGCUGUGCUCCCUAUGGAACCACAGCCCCUCACCUGGCACCCGCUGUCUGCUUUGCAGGGCCCCAGUGUUCUGGCUGAGGUUCCUACCAGCCAUGAGGGACCCCUGUGCUCGGGGCAUCCAGGCUGAGGCAAGUCAUGGAGCUGAGCUGAGCUCCCACCAUUAGGAACUCGGCCCUGACCCCCCAGUGCCACAGGAGGGGAGGUCUGGGGCAGGCAGGGGGGACUCACCCCCUGAGUAGCACCAGAAGGCAGCUUUGCAAAUCAAACUGUAUAAAAAUCACCAAGCCCUGCUGGAAACCUGCUUCCCUGAAGGAGCAAGAGGCAUCCACAGGCAGGAAUGUCAGAUCAGCGCAUUUUUCCCUGUGCUGGGAAAUUCUCCUGCCCUUUUUCGCAGAGCGGGGUUACGGGCGGGCUCGACCUCCCAGCACCGCGGAGAGCUGGGAAAUAAACGGUGACAUUUUCAUGA
Messenger RNA from Corapipo altera (White-ruffed manakin), 2859 nucleotides. RefSeq names its product tensin 4 (gene TNS4). The transcript has 12 exons. The record is from RefSeq and is a predicted model, not a curated record. Lineage: Eukaryota; Metazoa; Chordata; Aves; Passeriformes; Pipridae. The coding region runs from base 1 to 2169 and encodes 722 amino acids. Gene Ontology annotation, molecular function: protein binding.